AUGCAGGAAGAAGACGAUCUCUCUUUCUCCUCUAGAAAGAGGUGGAAGAUUUCAGAUUUUCAGCACCAAGAACAACAAGAUGCACAUAUCUCCAUUGGCAACUGUGAUGACGACUCAUUCAUGCCGAUGAACAAGGCAGAAGAAUGCUCAUUCAAUGGUUCAAAUUCCAUACCAGAGAUGAGUUGCAAGUCUAAUGGCAACAGUGAUGGUAUUCCUGAGUUGUCUAAUGCAGGUUGGGCUUCAUACCAGGGAAAGAGUUCCUCUGGCUACUUACCACCUGCUUUUGUUGGUGGAUGGAUGUACCUUAAUGAAAAUGGACAGAUGUGUGGUCCUUAUAUCCACCAACAGCUAUACGAGGGCUUAUCUACUGGUUUCCUGCCUGAGGAUCUUCCUGUGUAUCCCAUUGCAAAUGGGGCAUUGAUCAAUCCCGUUCCUCUCAAGUACUUCAAGCAGUUUCCUGACCAUGUUUCCACUGGUUUUACAUAUCUUUGUUCUGGUACUUCAGGCACAACAAUGCGUACAAAUUAUUCCACAGAUUUGGCAGCACAUAGGCAAGAAGGCCUUCAGUGUGCUACUCCAGUCUCUACUAAUCCAGUUGCAGGAUCAGUAACUGAUUCUCAUGUUCAUCACAAUACUUACGGCUCCAACCAACCAACCUCCAACCCUGAAGCAGCCGAGCAUGUUAAACCAGUUUCACUUGUGUCAGGUGAAGAUUCCUGUUGGCUAUUCAAGGAUGAUGAAGGGAGGAAGCAUGGGCCACAUUCACUUCUGGAGCUUUAUUCUUGGCAUCAGUAUGGAUAUCUUAAGGAUUCAUUAAUGAUAUAUCAUGCUCAAAAUAAGUUUAGACCCCUUCCUUUGCUAUCCAUUCUGAGGGAUUGGCGAUUGGAUAAACCUGAAUCUUUCUCCACAACUGUUGCAAACACUGAAACUGGCUCAUCUCCGAGAUUGAUAUCUGAAAUUUCUGAAGAACUUUCCUGUGAACUGCACUCUGGAAUAUUGAAAGCUGCUCGUAGAGUUGCAUUAGAUGAGAUAAUCAGCAAUGUCAUUUCAGAGUUUGUUAAUACGAAGAGAGCAGAGAGAUAUCUUAAGCUUGAUGAUCAGGCUGUCAUAACUGGUUCUGUGGAUGAUACAAUGUCCCAAUUUUCUGGUGAGAGGAUGAACUAUUCUCCUCCUGAGUGUGAGGCCACUAUCUGCAAUUAUAACUCUGAUCAGGCAUGUGUUGAUGAGUUGUCCAUGAAGUUACCCAGAAGUACAAAAUCUGUUGGAAACACUGAUGAUUUCUGGGGGUCUUACUCAGUUCUUUGUAGAUUUCUUUCUGAUUAUUGCAUGGAAGUCCUGUGGAAUGCUGUCUUUUAUGAUACCAUAGCAGAUUAUACAACUUCCUGGAGAAAGAGCAAACGUUGGUUCAGUCAUCCAUAUUUGUGCAAGAAGAUUGAAGAAUUACCCAGUGAACCUUAUUUUUCUAGGCAAGAAUCUCCUGCUAGCAGUGUUGACUGUCCUCCUGGUUUUGAGCUUCCCAAAACUGAAUCAGAUCAUAUUGUACCAUCAUCAAUUGUAUCUUCGUGUGAGCAUGUGGGAGAAAAGUCAUGCAUACAGAAUAGACUAUCACUCAAAGAUUAUCCGGAUGAUGACAUGAAAUGCAUCUUAGAAAGUGUAGCAAAUGAGCUACAUAAGUUCACGAAGGUGUCUUUGGUUGAGUAUGUUGAAAUUCUCGUGAAAGAGGAAAUGAAGAAAUUAGUUAAUUUUCCGGAGGAGAAGAGAUUAGAAGAGGGAACUGUUGACUUAUCUAUUCCAUUCAACCAGGCAAGUGAGUAUGGUUCUGUAGAAAUGAAAGAUGAGCAGAUGAUUCAUUCCAACCAAAUUCCUGCCGAGAUAAAUUUUUGUGGUGAUUCUCAAAGUUCACUACAAGCAGAAAAAUCAUUUUUGCCACUUCAAGCUGAGAACGCUUUAUCCAAUUUUGUGGCUAUUGCUUUUGAAAGAUCACAUGCUUCUGUUGACAAUUCAAUUGAUGAUGACAGCUUUGAUGAGCCACCACCACCUGGAUUCAAGGAUAGUGCUCUUCUCCCUUCCACUAUAAGUAAAUUCCGACCUUCAAAGUCAUAUGAAUUGACUUCCAAGGUUGGAGCCUUUGUUGCCAUUGCAAUGUGCAGGCAGAAGCUGCAUGAUGACGUACUUAGUGUUUGGAAAUCGUUGUUCAUCAAUGAUGUUCUUCAUCAAUUUUCUGGAUUAUGCCAAACUUUAGAAAAGCAUACCAAGCCUGAUAGCAGUGAGGACAGAGCAUUCAAACUCACAGAAGGGUCAAGGAAAUUUCACAAUCCAGACUCUUCGGUGUUGUCAUUGGCUUCAGGUAAAUACACAUAUCACCGGAAGAAAAAGUUGGCAGGAAAGAAGUUGGGCUUAUCUGGUCACUCUACUACUACAGUUGAUGCUGGGUCACAGAAAUGGCCUAUGGAAAAGUCAAGAAAGCAGGACAUUCUUAGAGAUGUCUCUGAGAAUGUAGUAGUUCAACCUGUAGUGACUCCUAAGAAGAAGGAAAUAACCAAGGGCCAGGCUGAAUCAUCUGUUAAUGCCUGUCAUUCGAAAGCUGUUGUCACUGAAUUAUCUGUUAAUGCCAGGCCUUCAAAAGCCGCUGUCAGAAACACCUUAAAAAGGGAUCGGUCAUUGCCCAAAAAUGCUGGUCAUCAGAAAGUAAUGAAGAUCGCACAAGCAGUUAAUGAUGAUAAAGUCGCCAAAGAUGCCAUAAAAAGCUCUAGGGAGAGGAUUGGGAAAGCUAUUGAUUGCAAUGGCCAUGAUGUUGGAAUUGAAAAUGCAGAGACUAAUGAAUGUUCGAAGAAGACUCUAAACACAAAUAAGGUGUCAAAGUCGAAAAGGAAAAGUACAGUAGAUGGUAUAAAAAGCUCUAGGGAGAGGAUUGGGAAAGUUAUUGAUUGCAAUGGUCAUGAUGUUGGAAUUGAAAAUGCAGAGACUAAUGAAUGUUCAAAGAAGACUCUAAACAGUACGAAAAGCUAUGAUCGGUUUUCAAUUAAGGUGUCAAAGUCAAAAAGGAAAAGCACUGGAGAUGUUGGAUCUGCGUCACGUCCUAUGAAGAUUCUGAAAGUAGAAAAUGGUUCUAUCAAGCAAGCGGCAACUAGACAGGUUACAGUACGGAAGACAAAGUCCAGUAAAUCCAGAACGUUAAAUCCCUGCCCUAGAUCUGAUGGCUGUGCACGGUGUUCAAUUAAUGGUUGGGAAUGGCAUGCAUGGUCAAUUAAUGCUAGCCGUGCUGAAAGAGCUCGUGUUAGGGGAGUGCAGUGUGUUCAUGCCAAAUAUUCAGGUUCUGAGGCAUAUGCAUCUCAGUUGUCAAAUGGCAAGGCUCUUUCUGCAAGGACAAACAGGGUGAAGCUUCGCAAUCUUCUUGCUGCUGCAGAAGGUGCUGACCUUUUGAAAGCAACACAGUUGAAGGCAAGAAAAAAGCGUUUACGUUUCCAGAGAAGCAAGAUACAUGACUGGGGUCUUGUUGCUCUAGAGCCAAUUGAGGCUGAGGACUUUGUAAUUGAAUAUGUUGGUGAACUGAUUCGUCCACAAAUAUCUGAUAUGCGUGAACGUCUUUAUGAGAAGAUGGGAAUUGGCAGCAGUUAUCUUUUUAGACUUGAUGAUGGUUAUGUGGUUGAUGCCACAAAGCGUGGUGGGAUUGCAAGAUUUAUAAACCAUUCUUGUGAGCCUAACUGCUACACCAAGGUUAUAAGUGUUGAAGGUCAGAAGAAAAUUUUCAUUUAUGCAAAACGCCAUAUAGCUGCUGGUGAAGAAAUUACCUACAACUACAAAUUUCCUCUGGAGGAUAAAAAGAUACCUUGCAACUGUGGUUCUAGGAAGAAGCAUUCUGAGAUGCCAAUUAUUUUUGAUGCUUUUGGAGGAGCUGGGUUUGUUCUCUUGAGAUUUGAAACCCUUCAUAAACUGCAGCUUGAAAGAUUUGUUUGGGUUCUGAUGAGAUGA
Molecule: messenger RNA, 3972 nt
Organism: Dovyalis caffra
Lineage: Eukaryota; Viridiplantae; Streptophyta; Magnoliopsida; Malpighiales; Salicaceae
Source: the annotation of a GenBank genome assembly